CGACGACCACGACAGCUAUUUUGUGAGACAAACAUCCGAACACCCAAAAAGACAACUACUCUGUGACUAGAUACAGAAACAGAAGCGUCGACAUCCCUAAAAUCAUAAUAUACCAUCCACGACAACUAUAACUUUUGCAAUAAUUAUCAACAUGCCAAACCAAUCCCUUAUCGCCACUAUGGCCAUCUUGGCUGUMGCUGCUCACUCGACCGAGGCCUUUGCUCCUGCCUCGUCGGCUUUGUCGGGUGUCAGGCCAUCAGCUCUUUCCCCCUUGUUCGCGGAAGAAUCUCCGGAAGCUGUCUUCAAACCUCCUGCCGAAUCGGAGGGUGAACCCGCCGAAGAGGGUGAAAUCGACCUCGGUACCGUUGAAAUGCUUGGACGCGGAGCUGCAAAGGUGUGUUUUUGAAAAGAGAAAAUUUGAUGCUGUCAUUUUAUAUAKKKUKUUUUUWAAAUUUGAGGCCYGCUCACUCAUUUUCCAAACUUUUUCACCGWCGAUCACAGGCAAAGCGUGGAAAGCGCAAGGGAGGACCUGUUGCWAAGAACGUUGGCAAGGACAAGGCCUCUGUCACGCUUGCACCCGAAGAAGURCACUACGAGGGACCACCCGCCAUCACCGAAACCAUCAUCCCCACCGUCUCUAUUUUGACCGUCGUCGGAAUCAUUCCCGCCAUUGCCUCGUGGAGCAGACAAGCAUGGGUCAGAUACAAGAUCACCACCCGCAGAAUCCGUGUCACCUCUGGAAUUGGAGGAAAGGAUAUGGCCGAAAUUGUCUACCCCGACAUUACCGAAUUGCGAACCGUCAACCGACUUUUUGGAGACGGUGACUUGGUUGCYUUUUUGAGAGACGGUGCCAAAUUCGAGAUGCGAAACAUUCCUGACUUUGAAAACACWGUGAAAUUCAUCUUGGAGCAAGUCAAUCCCGAUGUUAAGAAGCUAUACCUUGAGAAGGGAGAUGUCACACAACCUUAAAUUGAAUAAAUCCUGCAUAGCAUUUGGAAUGUUUGCAUUUUGGUCGAAACACAAAGAUUUAAACAAUACCACAAGGAUCAUUUUUCGACGAACGCGAAGUCGAAAUCCGGAAGAAACUUUUGGCCCACAAUAAGAUAAUAAGAUAUCU
Messenger RNA from Pseudo-nitzschia multistriata, 1117 nucleotides. The record is from the annotation of a GenBank genome assembly. NCBI's taxonomy places the organism in Eukaryota, Bacillariophyta, Bacillariophyceae, Bacillariales, Bacillariaceae.